Messenger RNA from Dalotia coriaria, 995 nucleotides. Its product is annotated as apolipoprotein D-like. The record is from RefSeq and is a predicted model, not a curated record. NCBI's taxonomy places the organism in Eukaryota, Metazoa, Arthropoda, Insecta, Coleoptera, Staphylinidae. Gene Ontology annotation, molecular function: pigment binding. Bases 36 to 908 code for a protein of 290 amino acids. Gene Ontology annotation, biological process: lipid metabolic process; response to reactive oxygen species. The transcript has 3 exons. Gene Ontology annotation, cellular component: cytoplasm.
CUCACAGUCUUCACAGCCGUAGGAAGAUAACCAACAUGAUAUUCCUACUCGUCGCUGUUUCAACACUCGUUGCGGUCCACGCGCAGAUCCCUAACGUGGGAUGGUGUCCAGAGUACCUACCAAUGACCGAUUUCGACAUGAAUCGCUUCCUUGGUAAAUGGUACGAAGCUGAGCGCUAUUUUACAUUCUCCGAGAUUGUUUCCCGAUGCGUUGUUACCGACUACGCCAAGUCAGCCAGCGGGAGGAUUUUUGUUAGUAAUGAAGUCACCAACAGAUUAACUGGAGUAAAACGUGUCAUCAAUGGUAACAUGGAGGUUUUGGGUAAGGGUGACGAAGGUCGUAUCCAUGUCAAAUACGCCACAACCCCGAUUCCUACUGAAACCACCCUUACCAUUUUGGAUACUGAUUAUGAUAAUUUUGCUGUUGUGUGGUCUUGCAAUGGCUUUGGACCAGUGCAUACAGAAAACGCUUGGUUAAUGACCAGGGAACGUCUCCCAAGUCACCAAACUCUCCAAAAGGGUUACGGUAUUUUGGAUAAAUUCAAAAUAAGCCGCACUUUCUUCGUGAAAACAGAUCAAGCUGGUUGUUUCCUAGCAGCGUCUGAUAUUAACGCAUCAAAUGGUAUCACAGCCCAAUCAACUAUCCCUGAACAUUCAGGAAGUCCACAAACUCAAGAAAACGAUGAAGAACUACGUACUUCUGGUGUCAAAGAAGAGACAGAAACAAAACCAGAAAUUCCAAAAGAAAAUGAGGAAAAGAAACCGGAGAUUACUGAAAUUAAACCGGAAAACAUCAAAGUAGAAAAAGAAGAAGUUCAGAAAACUAAGGAAGAAACUCCUAAGGACAAAGAUGUUCCUGUUGUGAGCGUCCCAGACCAUAUUUUAAAGAACAACGCAAUCAAAGCUUAAAAUUUAUAAUUUAAAAACUAUUUAUUAUAUUUAGUAAUUUUCCUAUAUUAUUAUUUAUGUAAAUAAAUUAAGUUCCGUUUAUGCAAA